AGGUGUCAUCUGCCUAUCCCGUCGUCCAAUGAGAAAGUCCGCCUGGUCGACGACUCGUUUAGGAAGAUCAGUCACGUGGUCUCUGAUGGAUCCUGGGUAGUCAGGGUGCAGGCCGCCAAAACACUGAGUAACAUGUUGCAAGUCAGUCCUCACUUCCUUGAGCAGACUCUGGACAAGAAACUGAUGUCAGACCUCAGGAGGAAACGUACUGCUCAUGAGCGGGCCAAGGAGCUCUAUGCGUCUGGUGAGUUCUCCUCGGGGAGGAAAUGGGCUGAUGAUGCUCCCAAGGAGAAGGUGGACACCUCCGCUGUCAACCUGAUCGCCUCCGGGGCCUGCGGAGCCUUUGUACACGGACUGGAGGACGAGAUGUACGAGGUGCGUAUUGCUGCUGUGGAUGCCUUCUCUGCUCCCCAAUCAUCUGCCAGCUUUGCUGAGAUGUGCCUGGACUUCCUGGUUGACAUGUUUAACGAUGAGAUUGAGGCGGUCAGGCUGCAGUCCAUCCACGUCCUCAGACAGAUCUCUACUAACACCCUGAGAGAAGACCAGCUGGAUACUGUACUGGCUGUACUAGAGGACUCGUCUCGUGACAUCAGAGAGGCGCUACAUGAGUUGCUGUGUUUCACCAAUGUGUCGACUAAAGAGUGUAUCCAACUGGCUCUGCUGGAGCUGCUGAAAAAUCUCACCAAGUACCCCACUGACCGCAACUCUGUCUGGAAGUGUCUAAAGUUUCUAGGUUGUCGUCAUCCUACCCUGGUAUUACCGCUGGUUCCAGAGCUGCUCAGUACUCACCCUUACUUCCACACCCCUGAACCAGACAUGGACGGCCCUGCCUGUAUCCUACACACACACACACACACCCCUAUACCUAUUGUGUGGUCCUGACCUAGCGUAACAGAUAUUGCAGUGUUGGUGCUGGUGUUCAACGCAGCUCAGUCUUGUCCCACCAUGACAGCUCUGUUCUCAGACCACACCUUUAGACAUUACACCUGCCUACGGGACAGCCUCUCUCACCUAGUACCUCCUCUCAGGUUACCAGGGAGGAAGCAGGCCCCAGGUGGGAGUGGUAUAGAAGGUUCCAGGAGUGUGGAGUCUGCUCAACUGUUCCUCCAACAGAGUCUGAGCAGAGUUAGCACCAUACAAAACCUACAGGACCCCGGGGCUCAGGACCUGCUAAACUUGACUAUCAGAGAUCUACAGAGACUGGGGGAGCUACAGACAGAGCUGACAGGGGCUGCUGACUUUUUUGCCACCUACCUCCGCUGCCAACUACUGCUCACCAAGAUGCUGGAGGAGACGUAUAAACUGGUGUUCCUAUAUAAUGGUCUGGAGAACAGACAGGUGGCCACCAUACACCAUGUCAGACUACAGGCUAAGGCCUUACAGCGAGUUCUGACUGCCCGUACUAGGCGAGGGUUAGUACACACACAAACACCGUCCAUGUCUAUAACUGUCAAGCAGCUCAACCCCUCUCAUCUCUGCAGAGUAGAACCUCUCAUCAGUGUCUGUGAGAAGUUCCUUCAGGAGGUGGAAUCCUUUGAGGCUGUUUGUGGUGGAGCUGCCCCACCUCCAGGAAAGUUUUGUGGGGAAGCUGUUGGAUGUCCAGCGUGCAUCAGCGACCAUCAUUGAGCCGACAGGAGAGUCUGACAACCCGCUGCGUUUCACCUCUGGCCUGGUGGUGGCGCUAGACAUCGACGCUACGCUGGAGCACGAACAAGACCCCCACAACACAAAGUACAGUCUCAUGUGAUUCAGCCUAAACCUGGAGACUUCAGGAGUCCUGGACCACACCGCCACCGCCUCAUCACACAGGUCUACUUGUCUCACUGCGCAUGGACUGGUGUAUUAGAUCGAAGUGAGGCUGCUGCUGGCCUACAGCUCAUCUUGUCUCUAAGACAGCGUGGAGCGACAGCAGCAUUGAAGGCCUCCAGCCAGCAGAGGGUGCCACUGAGGGAACCAUUCCCUUCAGCAAACCUGUCAAGGUCUUCAUCAUGCCCAAACCUGCCUGCCGCUGACAAACACACCUCUUUAAACAUCCAUCUCCCUUUCCCUAUCCUCUUCCUCUAGUCUUUUCUAUCUUGUCUGUUGUCUUCUCCCUCUCCCACCCCUGACCUGCUUCUCCUCAGCCAUUGGUGCAGACCUCAAAGCUGGUCCUUCCUUACUGUGUUCAUUUUUACAAAACAAUAUAUUUGUUAGUGGCUGGCUGACUAGCUGACUGGCCUUUAUUCUCAACUAGAAUGAGAAUGCGUCCCAAAUAGGUCCCUAUUCCAUAUAUAGUGCACUACUUUUGACUACUGUAAAGGGAAUAGGGUGCCAUUUGGAAUUCCGCACGAGACUAAGCCAGAGUAUCACUGAGGUCACCUGUCUGAUCUAUGUGUUGCUAUUCCUAGUUGCUAUAGUUAAGGACAAACUUUUUUUGAAUGACAAUAAAUGAAACCAGAUGGUAUGAUUUCAUCAGCAGGUAGAGGGGAAGACGCCACCCACCUUGGCUCCCUGGCCAACCAGGUUGUUGUAUUCUGUGAUGGCCUUCACGGUCUGCAGCACCCUCAGUUCCACUCCUCUCUGUCACACGAAGUCCACAGUUGAGGAAGGGACCUUUUUAAAGAGAGCGUGUUCAACAUUGCAGCUGACUUUAAAAGACAAAUUCCACCCGAAAACUA
Oncorhynchus kisutch (coho salmon) is the source of this 2657-nucleotide messenger RNA. RefSeq names its product integrator complex subunit 4-like protein 2. Gene Ontology annotation, cellular component: integrator complex. Gene Ontology annotation, biological process: snRNA processing. Lineage: Eukaryota; Metazoa; Chordata; Actinopteri; Salmoniformes; Salmonidae. The record is from RefSeq and is a predicted model, not a curated record.